Cylindrotheca closterium is the source of this 756-nucleotide messenger RNA. The record is from the annotation of a GenBank genome assembly. Lineage: Eukaryota; Bacillariophyta; Bacillariophyceae; Bacillariales; Bacillariaceae.
AUGGGAACGUACGCACAAGUACGGAAUACGUAUCCCAAAUCGACCAAAGAAGCCAUCAAAAUCGACAAAGCAAAUGGGGAUACUCUAUGGCAAGACUCGAUUCAAAUGGAGAUGAAAAACAAUCGAGUCGCUUUUGAAGAAUUCGAUGGAGACGUAGAGAAGCUGAUGGGAUACAAAAAGAUCACGGGACACCUAGUAUUUGAUGUGAAACUAGGGGAAAACUUCCAAAGGAAAGCGAGGUACUGCGCUGAUGGACACAAGACUGAAGCACCCGCAGCAUUGACCUACAGUACGGUAGUGUCCCGUGAUUCAGUUUGGAUACUACUAAUGAUAGCAGCGCUAAACGGAUUAGACUUGCAAUGCGCGGAUAUUCAAAAUGGAUUCCUCACUGCACCAGCGAUCGAAAAGUGCUACCUGGUAGCAGGACCCAAGUUCGGUGAAGAAGAAAGCAAAGUAUUUAUCGUAAGAAGAGCAUUAUAUGGCUUAAAAAGUUCAUCCGCAGCAUUCAGAUCACACCUGGCGGAGACUUUGGAGGAUUUGGGCUUCAGCUCGUCAACUGCCGACCCAGACGUUUGCAUGCGAGCGGCAGUGAAACCUGACGGCGAGGAAUACUACGAAUACAUCCUUUGCUACGUCGACGACAUCCUCUGUAUGUCGAUGAAAGCCAAAGAAGUGAUGGAAGGAAUUGGAAGGGUUUUCAAGUUCAAGAAAGGCAAGAUUGAACCUCCAGAAAGCUACUUGGGAGCUAGGCUAUGA